CAUGUCCAAUUCACAUCUAAUCCAGGAGGUACAGGGAUCAUACCCUGAGCAGAAUGCUGAAAUCUUAUCCCUGAGAAGUAGAGAAGAACUGAAGAAUGCAGUACUGCAGUUGGUGACCUAUCACUACAAUAAUAGUGCAGCCGUCACAGAGGUUGCUGACUUGUUAUCAACCUCAGACCUAAAUGUGAAAGGGGUGUUGGAGUCAUGUGUCUCCUCCACGAGCCAGUCAGAAGCUAAUGCCUUGAGUACUUUGGAGACUUGUGUCAACUCCAUUCUGAGCUUGGUUGAAAAGCCCAGAAACUCGAGUCUCAAUGAAGAGCUCAAAGGGAAGCUGACUUGUCUGGUCAGAAUGGUUCGUGAAAUGAUAGACAGACAGACUGUCAACAGACCAAGACUACUGAACCUGUUUUGUAAUGAGAGGAUGCUGCCUAUUUUUGUUGUAUGGGUACUUCACAAAGAAGAAGUAAUGGCUUUAGAUACAUACUUAUCCUUUAAAUAUUCUUCACCAGAUUUUGUUGAGGCCUUUUCCAGUGAGUUAAUAUCAGACCUGUCUACUUGUAGUGAUGAACCAUGGUAUUUAGAAAUUUUAUCUCUGGUGAUCAGGAAUUCCCAGUCUACUCAGAGAGACAAAGAUGCCGGGAGACUUAGAAAGAUUUCCAAGCAUAUCUUGGAUUUAUUCUAUAAGAAGGCUUUAGAUGAGCUGAUGAUGAACUCUGGAACUCUAAACACUGUGGACCUGUCAGACUGCUGUUCAACAGACAUUCUAAAGAAACACUGCUUGAGUACUAUCAGCUUGUGGAUGUCGCAUCGACCUGAACUGAAGGUGGCAGAUGCCUUAAAAAGACAAAGAGAAUGGACCUACAGCAAACUGUCCUCUUCAUUAAUCCUCUGGUACAAACAGUGUCUGGUAAUGUUGGAGGCAGUGGACGUCUUGGAGCAGAUGAAGGUUGUCAUGGAAACCCAGGAAGUGAACUGGCACGCGGUUCUCUCUUUCCUGUCCACGGCUGUGGUCUGUAUGCCAGGCCUCUCCAGUCUUAUACAAGAUUAUGUUGGCGUCUUGCUGAGAGAUGGACUAGAGAGCUCUAAUCUGGAGAACCUUGUCAUUGCCUUCCUCUUCACCAGACAGUGCUGCUAUGAAGGGCCCCUGGUGUUUGAUUCCUAUCCAGACUGGUUCCAGAAAAUGUUUUCAGAGUCUCCUCAGAAUCCGGCAGGAAGCAGGAAGACUUUCAUGUGUCUCAUAAAGUUCCUCACGGAUAUGGUGCCUUUCGAGUCAUCGUCACAUUUAAAAGCCCAUAUAGUAAGACCCCCUUAUGUACCUCCAAAGUGUAGAGAGCUUUUCACAGACUACAUCAUGUUAGUGAAAACCAGACUUGCAGAUUUAAAGCAACCUUUGGAUGCAGAAUCUGAAGACAAGGACCAAGGAAGCAGGAAAAAGGUGAAUGAACAGAUAGAAGAAGAUAUCCAGAAGGCAUUAGUUGUGUUUAAGUCCACCAAAAAAAUUCCAACAUCAAUCAUGGAAGCUAGCAUAUUCAGGAAGCCUUACUAUGUGGGCAGAUUUUUACCCGUCCUCCUAAAGCCAAGGGCUCUUCCAGACAUUCCAGAUCUGAGAAUGAAGUUCAUCGAUACAUUGAAAUUAGUAGAGAAAAUUCCAUUGACUCUGUAUAACAACUACAUCACGGCUUGUAAAGCAGAAUCAUCCAGGCUUUUGGAAGGGGUAUUCCUGGAUGAGGAGGAGGAUAUGGACAUGGAAUUGACCGAGACAGAACAGUUACAGAGGAGACUGGACCAGCUUCUUAAAGCCAUACAGGAAAAUCCCAGCAACAGGAUGAUUGAACAGUGUUCAUUAGUGAGGGAGAAGUUAUUAUCUUGUCUGAACUCUGAGGACAAUAGUGAAUGUAAUCAUGCUUGUCUCCUCCUCAACAUGGAUGCUGCAGACAUCUCUAUACCAAAUAUAAAGGUUGUUGAUCAACUUCUGGAGUUUUUAGCAUCAGCUUGUCAGACAGUUAACAUCAAAACAGAUACUGUGUCAUGGCCACAAGAUUUCUUCACUGUUCUGAAAGAAGUAAAAGAGUCGCACUCUGCACUACUUAUAAGAAUUUGGAAACUUGUUAUGGAACAGGGCUUUGAGUUGGAAUGUCAUCACAUCAAAACCCUUGGCUUUCUUCUGGCAUAUCUACAUCACAUUUAUCUGGGAUCUCUUGAGGUAGAAAUAAUAACAUGCCAGAAUAGCUGCCAGACACUGCAUGGGAAGUUUGUGAAUUUAAUUUGGCAGGAGCUGCCAGUAACUACAAGCAAGUGGAGGAAGUUUUCAUUGAGAAUAAUGAUGGAAUAUGUCAGCAGUUUGUCAAGUAUGAAUGGCAUUGUCAUCAAAGAGUUCCUGCCGGACACCUUCUUAUACAAAUUUCAGUUUUUGUAUCACCACAUCAAAUAUUUUCAUCAUGGAGACCAAAGUGUUGAAGACAUCUCAAAUCUUUCGGAGGAAAUAAAAGCUUCUUUAUAUAGAGUAAAGCUUUCCUUUAGAAGCUGGGUACAUCUGGAAAUGGAAGUUACUGUCCCAGAGGAUGAAUUAUCCUAUGGAGAUUGGCAGACAUAUGUGUAUGAUACUGUCUUCAAUGUCUACCUGAUGGGUGGUUCAGUUGAACAGUCUAUGAAUAAAAGAUGUCGUAUAUUAUGUAGUGAGCUGUUUACAGAACUCCUGCUUAAUUUUCAAAGACAGGUUGUUGUUCCAGUACCAGUUUGUAACUGCAAGGAGGGAGAAAGCUUCAGACAGACAGACACACAACACCACUUCACUGCAACCCUACAGACUUUGAUUUCCUAUAUGGAGCCUGAUGAUAAGUCUGAUGCUUGGCUGGCACAAAAAAUACAGGACAUCAUGGAGGGGAGAGGUUCCAGACUAAACCAAGAGUUCUACAUACAGACAGUAGUCAGAUUGAUCUCUUGUUUACCUGCGUACUCAAUCUUUGUCAACUGUCCAUCCACUUCAGGAGCGCUGGAUCUGCCUUGUCAGAUCAUUAACAAGUACUUCUCACUUUUAUGCAGACAUGGUUAUUUGCCAACAAGUAUCACCUUAUAUAUUCUACAGGGUAUGAGCCAGUUGGCAAGCAGUGAAGAUAUUGAAACUGUUCUAAAGAAUUGUCCUCUUCUGACCUUGUCUAUUGUGGUCCAUACACAGGUCACGAAAAAUCUACUGAAAAGACUGUGUAAACGGCAUUCCUGUCCUGAAUUAGCCUAUUUAAUGAAAAUCACAGAUUGGGUAGAAAGCUGCCGGAUGAGACCUGAUACACUUCUGCCAGUUGUUAAUGUUACAGAUCCACGUAGGUGUGCUGCUCUACUUUCCCUCGUCCACGUGAGAUCAUCCUCUGUAACAGAGAUCAUAAAAGCAGAAAAAGACAGCAAGGUUCUGGAGGGAUUUGCAGUUCUCCUUGUAACUGAGCUGUCUGAUUCAAAGAAUCAGUUUUAUGGUGAAGCACAGACAGUCCUGAACUAUCUGCUCUCCUCAGCUCCAGGUUCACUCUCUUAUCUGGCUGGUGAUGGAAAGCAGGAAUGGAGGACCUUAUUACCUGAAUCUUUGUUUUGUCUUCUGCCCUACACCUUACUCAGGUUUCUUGAGAAAAGUCAGACUUCCCCCUGUCAAAGUGAAUUGACCUAUAUAUCAUCAGUGUUACUGCUGUACAGAGAUGUCCUCAGAAGUAUGGAGGGACUACCAGGAGGCAGCUGUAAACAGGACCAGAAUGAAAUCCUGAUUCAUGAUUGGACAGAGAUCUCAGAAUUUGUGAAAGGAUGUUUAAAAUCUGCAACUAAAGAUCAGCUGAGAAAUGUAUCAAAGGAGGCGUUAAAUGGAUGUGGAGCAGAUAUCAUUUUAGUGUACAAACAGGUUGUUUCAAGGUGACAAUAAAGUCUUGCCUAUACUUAA
Saccostrea cuccullata (small rock oyster) is the source of this 3916-nucleotide messenger RNA. RefSeq names its product Fanconi anemia group A protein-like. NCBI's taxonomy places the organism in Eukaryota, Metazoa, Mollusca, Bivalvia, Ostreida, Ostreidae. Bases 2 to 3892 code for a protein of 1296 amino acids. The transcript has 41 exons. Gene Ontology annotation, biological process: interstrand cross-link repair. The record is from RefSeq and is a predicted model, not a curated record. Gene Ontology annotation, cellular component: Fanconi anaemia nuclear complex.